UGGACAAAUUUUUGUUGGAACUCUUAUCAGUGCAGAGAGGACAUGAGAUUUGGGCGUUAGGAAAAAUUAUCUUGUUCGUAGCCUCAUUACGAAUUGCUGCGUAGGUGCAAACACGAUGUCAAUUACUGUAGAAAUAAAGCUUCGCCGAGCGAACAAAGUUUACUAUGAAGGGGAAACCGUGUCGGGAGUUGUGCAUAUCGUGUGCGGAUCAGAAACGAAGCACGACGGCAUCACGCUCGUCCUGGAAGGUUCGGUAAAUCUUCAAAUCAGUAACAAGAAUGUUGGCAUCUUCGAAGCACUGUACAACAGUGUCAAACCGAUCACCCUGCUCAACCAGCAUACCGACCUGGCACCGUCCGGGAAGCUACCAAUCGGUGCGAGCCUAUUUCCGUUCGAAUUUCCUCUCGUCUGUCCGAAAGAACCAAAAACACUGUACGAAACUUAUCAUGGUGUGUUCGUGAACAUAACGUACAUGUUGCGGUGUGACAUAAAACGAAGCUUUCUAGCAAAAAGUGUCCAAAAAACGCAACAAUUCAUCAUCCAAUACCGGCCAAUGGUGGAGCAUCCACCGAAGGAGGUUCAAUUCUCGAUCAGUCCCGAUACGUUGCAAAAAACUGCCAAGGAACGCAUAUCUAUUCCAAGGUUUUUGAUUUCCGGUACGCUCGAUUCGACGGAUUGCUGCGUGACGAAACCGUUCACCGGAAGCGUAACGGUGCACCAUACGGAGGUGGCGAUAAAGUCGAUCGAAAUACAGCUGGUGCGAGUAGAAACGUGCGGCUGUGCCGAGGGUUAUUCGCGCGACGCUACCGAAAUUCAGAACAUCCAGAUUGCAGACGGGAACGUCUGUCCGAAGGUGGCGAUACCGAUCUACAUGACACUGCCAAGGCUGUUCACAUGUCCGACGCUUAUAACGAAGAAUUUUAAAGUCGAAUUUGAGGUGAAUCUCGUUAUAAUCUUCGGUGACGAUUAUCUGGUGACGGAAAACUUUCAAAUAUUCCUGAACAGAACGGCGUAAAUGUAGCGCGUGUUUCUCAGGGCCUUCCCAUUCCAACCACG
Molecule: messenger RNA, 1056 nt
Organism: Anopheles maculipalpis
Lineage: Eukaryota; Metazoa; Arthropoda; Insecta; Diptera; Culicidae
Product: vacuolar protein sorting-associated protein 26C
Exons: 3
Coding region: 116-1015 (299 amino acids)
Biological process (GO): intracellular protein transport
Cellular component (GO): endosome
Source: RefSeq, a predicted model, not a curated record